UCGAAAGUAGAUCGCAUUUUCAGUUUGCACCGAAACAACAACAUAUUUGUAAAAGAAUUCAUAAACACAAUGGCCGUAGUAUUUGACUUGAAAAGGUGCACAGAAGCCUGUAACUUGAAGGUCGGGGAAUCUGCCGACCUUUCACCGUUCAAAGAUAAAGGAAUAGUAAAAGAAUUGUUAACACAAGGGAUAGGGGGCGAAUACCCGGAUGACGGUGACAAAGUUUUCUUCAAGUAUACCGCAUACUUAGGCGAUAAAAGGAUAAAGGAAAGAAUUUUUGACUCAACAGAGAAAGACGGAAAACCGUUUGAAUAUGAGUGCUUAAAAGGCAAGGUAAUCAGAGGUUUUGAAUUGGCAGUGUUGACCAUGAAGCCAGGAGAAAGAUCAUUGAUACACAUUAAACCGGAGUAUGGGUUCGGUAAAAGUGGUGCUCCCCCAAGAGUCCCUGCAGACACCGAUAUUCUCUUUGAUACGGAAAUCAUCAAAGUAGAGUGUGCAGACAUAUCGACAGAGCAAGAUAAAUCUGUGCAGAAAAAAGUGUUAGUCAGAGGGAAAGGUUUCCUCCAUACAAACUAUGGAUGCCCAGUAGAGAUACACAUCAAGGGAAAGUGUGGUAAGCGAGUGUUUCUGGACAAAGAUGUCAAAUUUAAUAUGGGUGAGGGAUCAUCUGAGGAGAAUGGCCUUCCACCAUUUAUUGAGCGCUAUCUGGAACACUGGAAGAUUGGCGAGGAAGCACGUGUUAGCUUCAAAGCUAGACAGGCUUAUGGAGAAGCGGGCUGUGAGAAGUAUAAAAUCGGGCCCAACAAGGAUCUCACGUUCUGGAUACACAUGAAAACAUUCGAAAGGGUCAAGGAAUACUGGGAGAUGGACUACAAAGAAAAGAUGGACAAAAGUGUCGAGUACAAGGAAAUGGGGAAUAAAUACUUUAAGAAAGGGGAGUACCAAUUAGCGUCUACGAUAUACGAGGAGAUGCUCGACUAUGUAGAGCACGACCUGUGUAUGGAGGGUGAGAAUGAGGAGAGAAGGCGCGAUUUAGUCGUCGUUGGCAAUCUGAACCUGGCACAAGCCUACCUGAAGGUUGGGAAAAACUCCAAAGCUCGCGAUUGCUGUGAUAAAGCUCUCACAUUUGAUGGAAACAAUAUAAAGGCCUACUACAGAAGGGGCAUGGCAAACUUUGCAGAUGGAGAGUAUGAAACGGCAAAGGAAGACUUCCAAAAAGUGUUGGAGGUUGAACCACAACACAAACCGGCAAAAGACCAGAUUGAUAAAUGCAUAAUCAAGAUGGCUGAAAAGCCAAAAAGUGACAGAGAGCUUGCUCGCAAGAUGAUGUCUGGCAUCGGAAAACAAUUUGGUGAUAAUGGCAGCAGGAAUGAUGGCUCUUAAGGAUGAACUGGCCGCGAUUGGGGACCUCAGCUCCAGCGACAGUGAAAACAAUCACCGCAUUAGAAGCUGUGUAACACCACCAGGUCUUGGGUUGGGUUAGCUCCAGCUCUUGGGGCAAAUAACCUUCGGUGUUACCAGAGACUAUGACCCCCAGGGGGCGUGAUAAGGGAUAGUUUUGUGGGUGGGAUUGAUGGUUGUUAUUGGCAGGUUACAAUGACAAUUGUGUUAACUGUGAUAUUUAGUUUGAAAUUUCCGUUUGUGUGUCUCCACUGUGUGUAUCCAUUAGACAUGUUGCACAGUGUAUAAAAUGAUGUAAAUGUUCACAUACGGAAUUGUCCACUAGGUUGUGAAUACAUGCCUAGAAGUCUAGCGAGAUUUUUACUCUGUAUAAUGAGCUAUAAGCACUAUGAAAUAUAUAAUUCAUAUGAAUGCUUCUAGCAAUGCAUUUAAUUACAUGUGCAUUGUAUGUAUAUGUAUUAGGUAAGUUUGUUGUUGGUUGAUUGUUUAUGUAAAUUGAAUAACAUUUAAUUGUCUAUUUAGUGAUGUUUUACUUUCAGCAUAUCAGGAAUACACACAUUGUACCUUGGUGUGUCACAAAAGUUAUUUGACGCCUUUAACAUUUCGAAAACUUCUGAUUUGAAGAAUGUUAUACAGCAUAUUAUACUUCCUAAAAGUUCAAUUCAGUGCCUUUCUUGGUUUUAUCCCCACAUUUUUUUAAGUAAUAAACGUGUGUUUUUCAACCUAACUGGUCAAUUCCGUUUCGAUACAUGAUAUUUCGACAGACACAUGCAUUACAAAAUCCGACGGUAUGUUGAAUACGACAGUAACUCUACAAUGACGAUUUGUCGACGGCCGACCACCUUUUAACAAUAAGACCAAAUGUCGUCAUACUAGGCAAAAUGUUCAAUACGCCCAAUUUUAGACAUUUCACUAACAUUUGUAUAUGACAGAAUGACUCAACGAAAAGUCAUGUGAGCGUCCAUUUAAAUGCUAUCAAAUGGAUCAGUGUACAGUACAUAAGAACAUAAACUUCACAUUUAGAGAGUUGAGUAUUACAGCAUGGAUAGUCUUCAAAAUGUAUUUAACCCUUUUUUCUGAUGUACCCCAAACAAAUCGUCUACAGAACGUUACUUUUGUGAUCAUUUCCGACAUGUCUCUUUGUCUGUAAUGCUAUUAGUUGUCUAUACCAUAUCAAUGUAUAAAUGCUUCAAAUAAGAAGAGAUGUCUCAAUAUACGCUCAAAGCUCUAAGCUGUUCAAACGCUGUUUCCUGUAUGUAUACUUGUUAUAUGCUGAUGUAUUAAUAUCAUAUGAAUAAAUGAUGUUUAA
Mya arenaria is the source of this 2710-nucleotide messenger RNA. Its product is annotated as peptidyl-prolyl cis-trans isomerase FKBP4-like. The record is from RefSeq and is a predicted model, not a curated record. The transcript has 10 exons. NCBI's taxonomy places the organism in Eukaryota, Metazoa, Mollusca, Bivalvia, Myida, Myidae. The coding region runs from base 70 to 1383 and encodes 437 amino acids. Gene Ontology annotation, molecular function: protein binding; peptidyl-prolyl cis-trans isomerase activity.